AUGGUAAAAUUUGAAGACAUUUCCAAUCAACCACAGACGGAUUCUUCCUCCCAUCUAGCAUCCUCAUCAUCAUUAAAACAUCCAUCCACCUCUCGUGUACAUCCACAACAAGGAUUGAAAUUCCGAUUUUCACCGUUCUUUCUUUCAUUACUUCUUGUCGGAGGUUUUAUACUCCAUGGCUAUAUAUCUUUUCAUCCCGAUCUUAAUUCUAUUAAAUUCCUUUCAUCAUUUUUCAAGUUAUUUGCGGGUUAUCAAUAUUGGUUGAGAAUUGGAUUUUAUGGAGCUGUAUUGGUUCAUAUCAUUGAAUCAGUGGUGUGUUAUGGACAAAUUCAUUCAUUCUUUAAAACUCAUCAGGUAAAAAGAGAUGAAAGUGUGUUGUGGAAAUAUACAAUACAGACAUUGAUUGUUGGGUUUCCAAGUUUUUGGGUAUUGCAUGAAGAAUUGUCGAAAUUCGAAAAGAGUCAUUAA
Naegleria lovaniensis is the source of this 468-nucleotide messenger RNA. RefSeq lists its product as uncharacterized. The transcript has a single exon. Lineage: Eukaryota; Heterolobosea; Eutetramitea; Acrasida; Naegleriidae. The record is from RefSeq and is a predicted model, not a curated record. Bases 1 to 468 code for a protein of 155 amino acids.